This is a messenger RNA of Histoplasma mississippiense, 675 nucleotides long. RefSeq lists its product with no specific name. The record is from RefSeq and is a predicted model, not a curated record. The coding region runs from base 1 to 675 and encodes 224 amino acids. The transcript has 4 exons. NCBI's taxonomy places the organism in Eukaryota, Fungi, Ascomycota, Eurotiomycetes, Onygenales, Ajellomycetaceae.
AUGGGCUACAAGAGUAAUUACAAGAGUAGUGUGAACGAGCAUUAUAUAGAUAAUAUUGCCAUCGCCACGUAUCUAUCGCCACGUAUCUAUCGCCACGUAUCUAUCGCCACGUAUCUAUUUCCUAAUAUAGAUAUCUCCGUUGCUCCUAUUACAAUUAUCUCCCUUCUUCAAAGGCCUGGUCCCCAGGGCUUCUUAUUAAUGUCAGAACCAGCUGCUUCCGUUGCCGGUUCAGAACCUAUGGAGGGUGAUAUGCUGAAUGCCAUCGAGAGCAUUUGCUUGGGUUGUCUGGAAAGGUUGCAAAACCCUCCAGUGCCAGCAGAUGCCGUCGAGUUGGCCCAGGCGGCUAUUAACGCAGCUGAGGAUUUAAUUGUCGCUGGUGCAGACGCUUCGAACGUUAACGUUUUACAGGGCGCUGUGACAGCUGCAGUUAAGUUCUUCGCAGCGAAGAUCCGUGGGGCUCAACGAAAUGGUUCCCCUGAGGCCCCGGCUGAAACAGUGAUUGGUGAGAUCCCGGUGGCUACAUCGCCGGUCGCAGCUCCCAAGUCAUCGUUGAAACGUCGUGCUUCGCCAGUUGAGGAAAUCCGGGGUAAUAAGCAGGUCUGCCUUGGUGACAAUUCCUCAAAUGACACUGGCCAAGCUGAGGCGGAUCUGUUUUUUAAUCCCUGGGCGGAAUAA